Molecule: messenger RNA, 1198 nt
Organism: Bombus pyrosoma
Lineage: Eukaryota; Metazoa; Arthropoda; Insecta; Hymenoptera; Apidae
Exons: 8
Coding region: 16-1047 (343 amino acids)
Source: RefSeq, a predicted model, not a curated record
AAAUCAUUGAAAUUCAUGAGUUCGAGCUAUUCCUGGUAUAUAUUCACGGUCAAAGCUACAUAUAAAAGACGGAAGGCGGUGAUGACGGGAGAAUACGCUUGCAGAGUUCACGAUCUGACGAUGGCUGGAUUCGAUAAUAAUUCAAGUUCAAUCAUUGGAAAAUGCGUUCUUCUGAUGUUCCUAAUAAUUGUUCAAGUGACAGGACAAGAGGACUGCAAUGAAGCAAAUUGUCCUGGUCAAUUGAUUGUGAGACAUUACAAGGGGAUUGGCUGUACUCCUAUUUACGCGAAUCCUAACGACUGUUGCGCAAAAGCAUACGAUUGUAGUCACCUGGACAGUUUGUCACGGGAUAAAUGCUAUGUGAAUGGCCACGAAUACAGCGUCGGGGAGAUGCUGAAACCCGAGGACAGCAAUCCUUGCGAUUGGAAUUGUACGUGUACACAGUACGAAAAUACUGCCUUUUUCCAUUGCGGGAGAUUAAACGAUUGUAAUAGUACAGAGGAACAGAGUUGUUCGUACAGAAGAACGCAUGGUCUUUGUUGCGCAGAUCCAUUUUGCGAUAUGGAAGAAACAGAUAAUACAACUUGUAUCGCUAACGGUAAAGUUUAUAAGGCCGGAGAGUACUUCUAUCCAAACGCUAAUCCAAAGUUGUUGUGUCUUUGCAUGGAGGGAUACACAGGUCAGAAUAUCGAGCCUUUCUGUCAGCAAUUGAACCGUGAUCCGUGCUCUGCUCUCUUCGCGGAAGCUGCUGUCCAAGUUCAUGACAAGUCGAUACCUGUGUUUUUCCUGUUUAAUCAUUUCUGUCAUAUAACCUUUUAUAGAUAUCCAAAUUCAAGGGACAGAAUUAUUUCUAAAGAUGACAACACUACAUCAGUCCCUGUAGAAGGAGAGGUAAUGUGCCGGCACGGUAAUCUGACGCUGCACAUAGGCGAGGAAUUGAGCGAUGAACAACCAAUCGAGAUUUGGUCUGCCGGCAUGAAAUGCGUUUGCGAGGUGCCUCCAUAUUUGACGUGCUACAUGCCAUUGCCAUCACCAGAAGAAGACUAAAGUCGAGAUAAUUUUUAAACGUAAACUAUCUAUCUAACUGCUUUAGUUCUUGAACAUGUUAUCGUUAUCUGGCUAAUUUUCGAAAGCUAUCGCGUUUAAAUAAUUUGAUGAUUUUAUGAUGUGAAAUAAAAUACAUUAGUAAGUUAAAAAA